Messenger RNA from Pisolithus orientalis, 1742 nucleotides. Its product is annotated as P-loop containing nucleoside triphosphate hydrolase protein. The transcript is spliced from 9 exons. Gene Ontology annotation, biological process: proton transmembrane transport; proton motive force-driven ATP synthesis. Bases 31 to 1665 code for a protein of 544 amino acids. Lineage: Eukaryota; Fungi; Basidiomycota; Agaricomycetes; Boletales; Pisolithaceae. The record is from RefSeq and is a predicted model, not a curated record. Gene Ontology annotation, molecular function: proton-transporting ATP synthase activity, rotational mechanism; ATP binding; ADP binding.
CCUCAUCCCAAUUCUUUCUCUGUCGCGACCAUGCACAGAAUUGCACUAAGAAACUCGGCGCGCAAGGCUGCCUUGGCUGCAGCACCAAAGACGAACGCUGCCAUCGCCGUAUUCGUUGCGCGCUCGUAUGCUACUGCAAAGCCUGCCGCCUCCGAAGUCUCUUCAAUACUGGAGGCCCGCAUUGCUGGUACGUCUGUUGGUGGUAAUGUGGAGGAAACGGGUCGUGUCUUGAGUGUCGGUGACGGUAUCGGACGCGUCUGGGGUCUUAAAAACGUGCAAGCCGAAGAGAUGGUGGAAUUCUCUUCCGGCGUUCGCGGCAUGUGUCUGAACUUGGAAGCGGACAACGUCGGUGUCUCCAUCUUCGGUAAUGACCGUCUCAUUAAGGAAGGCGACACCGUCAAACGUACUGGUCAAAUCGUCGACGUUCCUGUCGGGCCUGGUCUCCUUGGCCGUGUUGUCGAUGCUCUGGGUAACCCCAUCGACGGAAAGGGUCCCAUCGAGGCUACAGAACGUCGUCGGGCUUCCUUGAAGGCUCCCGGUAUCCUUCCUCGUCGGUCCGUCAACCAGCCCAUGAUGACGGGUCUCAAGCCUAUCGAUGCAAUGGUACCUAUUGGCCGUGGCCAGCGUGAGCUCAUCAUCGGCGACCGUCAGACCGGUAAGACCGCGGUCGCUAUCGACACCAUCCUCAAUCAGAAGCGUUGGAACGACGGCAAGGACGAGGACAAGAAACUCUACUGUGUCUACGUUGCUGUUGGACAGAAACGCUCCACAGUCGCACAACUUGUCAAGACGCUUGAAGAGAACGAUGCCAUGAAAUACUCCAUCAUUGUCGCUGCCACCGCGUCUGAGGCCGCUCCUUUGCAGUACCUCGCCCCCUUCUCUGGCUGUGCCAUGGGAGAGUGGUUCCGUGACAACGGCAAACAUGCGCUCAUCAUCUACGACGAUUUGUCUAAGCAGGCCGUUGCGUACCGUCAAAUGUCCCUCCUUCUUCGUCGUCCCCCCGGUCGUGAGGCCUAUCCCGGUGAUGUCUUCUACCUCCACUCCCGCCUCUUGGAACGUGCCGCCAAGAUGAGCGAAAAGUUCGGCGGUGGUUCUCUGACGGCUCUCCCCAUCAUUGAGACUCAAGGUGGUGAUGUCUCCGCUUAUAUUCCGACCAACGUUAUUUCGAUCACUGAUGGACAAAUCUUCUUGGAAGCUGAACUUUUCUUCCGUGGUGUCCGCCCCGCCAUCAAUGUUGGUCUCUCGGUCUCCCGUGUCGGUUCAGCUGCCCAAACGAAAAUCAUGAAGAAGUUCGCCGGUUCGCUCAAGCUUUACCUUGCCCAAUACCGCGAGGUUGCCGCCUUCGCCCAGUUUGGCUCUGACCUUGACGCAUCGACCCGCUUCCUGCUUAGCCGUGGCGCCCGUCUGACUGAGCUUCUCAAGCAAGGUCAAUAUCAGCCCCUUCCUAUGGAGGUCCAGGUUCCUAUUAUCUACGCUGGUGUCAACGGUCUCCUUGACUCUAUUCCUGUCGAGAAAAUCACCCAGUGGGAAGCUGAGUUCCGUGCACAUUUGGCGGCUACCCAGGCCCCCCUUCUAGAGGAAAUCUCGGCCGGAAGCGUUACUCCAGAGAUUGAGGCCAAAAUUAAGAAGGUUGUCGAGGACCAUGUCUCUUCUUUCACAUCGUAGACUUGACUUAUUCCGCGUAUAUACCAUACGCUCUGGCGUUGGGGACUAGACAAUGAACUAAAAUGCAUUUCCCUAUC